UGAAGUUAAAACUCUCCAGAAGUCACCCUACUUGUAACUUGCUUGUUGUGAGGUCCAAGCUAUGCUGGCGAAAACUGAGGAAAGGAAGCCACAGAAAGGAGGAGGAAAGAAGAGAAGACAUCCUGGUGGAGAUGGAGAAGGAGAGGAGAAGAAGAGGAGGGGAGGCAAAGAAGGAGAAGCGGGUCAGGGAGACGGCGGCAGGAAGCGCCUGGAUGCCCUGAGUGUGGGCUAUUUCCGCCGAGUUGGGGAGAGACUCAGUGAAGCUUUUGAGGAUAAUGAGGAGAAAGAGAUGUUUGUGGAGAACGUCCUAACAGAGGUUAAAGGUAAAGCGUCGGUGGUGGCGAUGGACCGGACAGGAAGCAUCACUCUGCAGCGGCUGCUCCCGCUCUGCAGUCUUGAUCAGGUGGCGGAGGUGCUCACUGAACUGGGUGGAGAAUUGGGAACAGAGUUUAAGGCGGUCUCUUGUGACCGGUGCGGCGGUCAUGUAGUGGAGAGUGCAGUCAGACAGAUAUCCAGGUGGAGCGAGUUGGCACAGAAGGAGUCAUCUGCCACCACAGAAGAAGAAGAGACCUGUGGAGCGUUGGAAGCCCAGGUGUUGUCUUUAAGUCAGGUGGUGAGAGACAACUGCGCAGAGUUCAUCAGACAUGUCCAUGGCUCACACGUGGUCCGCACACUUUUACACGUGCUGGCAGGCUGUCUGGGACCACCCCGCACUGAGGCCCGUCCAGGUGCAAAAGAACGCAACGUUGCUCCUCAGCUGACAGACUUUGAGAUUCCAACGUCAUUUUGGUACGAGCUGAAAAACCUCACAGAGGCCUUGAUGGACAACGUUAAUA
Plectropomus leopardus (leopard coralgrouper) is the source of this 836-nucleotide messenger RNA. NCBI's taxonomy places the organism in Eukaryota, Metazoa, Chordata, Actinopteri, Perciformes, Serranidae. The record is from RefSeq and is a predicted model, not a curated record.